Messenger RNA from Labrus mixtus (cuckoo wrasse), 977 nucleotides. RefSeq names its product cytosolic iron-sulfur assembly component 2B (gene ciao2b). Bases 109 to 588 code for a protein of 159 amino acids. Gene Ontology annotation, biological process: iron-sulfur cluster assembly. The record is from RefSeq and is a predicted model, not a curated record. Gene Ontology annotation, cellular component: cytosolic [4Fe-4S] assembly targeting complex. The transcript has 5 exons. Lineage: Eukaryota; Metazoa; Chordata; Actinopteri; Labriformes; Labridae.
UUUGUGUAUGCGCAGUUAGUUUAGUCCAGCAGCAGCAGCAGCAGCAGCAGCACAGCAUCGUACCCGCUUUAACGUGGAUUACAUUAAGGAUUACAUUAAGGUUUGAACAUGUCAGGAGGAAGCCAGCUGGAGAACGCAAACCCUGUGGUUUUCCAGCGGACGGGGGAGAGGUUGCAGACUGCGAACGAUGAGGACGAGGACAUCCAUGAUCCAAUCGAUGACAGAGAAAUAUUCGAUAUGAUCAGAUCCAUCAAUGACCCCGAACAUCCUCUGUCUCUUGAGGAACUCAAUGUCGUGGAGCAAGUUCGAGUCAAGGUAAAUGAUGCAGAGAACAUGGUCGACAUUGAAUUCACACCCACCAUCCCUCACUGCAGCAUGGCAACACUCAUUGGUCUGUCAAUCAAAGUCAAGCUGCUACGCUCCCUGCCGGAGAGGUUUAAAAUUGAUGUCCAGAUCACUCCAGGGACUCAUGCCUCAGAGGAAGCAGUGAACAAACAGCUGGCAGACAAAGAGAGGGUGGCAGCAGCUCUGGAGAACUCUUCUCUGCUGGAGGUGGUCAACCAGUGCCUGUCCAACAAGAGCGGCUGAAUAGCCAAUCAGAUUUAUCUCCUUCCUCAAAACUCUCUGAUCAGCAAAUGAAGUUUGUGCUCUUUAUCUGACCCUCACCAGUCUAGGUGUGAAUGCUGGGGGUAGUGAGGCAGCACUAAUGCCAUUCAAGAGUUUACUGACCUUUUUUCUUAAAUGUUGAAUAUCUACAUUUAUGCAGAACAGUACAAAUUGUUACACGUUAUGCAAAGUCGGUAUAGAAAAAUAAUUACAAUAAUUCCAUCUGUGAAGUUUAUUAUGUGACAAGGUAAUUCAGUUAAAUUCCUGUUUUUUUGUAUUAAACUUUGCUUCCUAGAUGGGCAAUGUUUCAUAUUAAGAAAACAUCUGUUUAUUGAAGUGAUACAGAUUGUUAAUAAAAUAAACAGAAGUUA